Messenger RNA from Ruditapes philippinarum (Manila clam), 5074 nucleotides. RefSeq lists its product as uncharacterized. The transcript is spliced from 11 exons. The record is from RefSeq and is a predicted model, not a curated record. Bases 149 to 1684 code for a protein of 511 amino acids. NCBI's taxonomy places the organism in Eukaryota, Metazoa, Mollusca, Bivalvia, Venerida, Veneridae.
GGGCAAGGAAAAUUAUUUAUUUUCAAGUGUUGUCUUUCAAUUUAGUUAUCACUUGCAUGAAAAUAUGUUUGAAAUAUUGUAUUUAAUGAAGGAUUGUCUUAAAUAUUAAGUUAUUUUGCUUGAAUAUAAUUUAUGUUGAAGCUUUAUAAUGGGAAUGAAUCACAGAUCCCAUUCGUUAUGGGUGUCACCCAAUGUAACAAUGUCCACAAUAAACACUACACCAGCUGAAGAUGUACUUAUUAAUGGAUGUGUAAGCAACUUUAGCACUGUAGCUUGUAUCAGGAGCUCUUUGCUGACAUUCCUGGCUGUGUUGACAGCUAUUUUGUGUGUGUUGAAGGUAAUAAAGUUACACCAUGCUCAUCAUCAGAACUGGCACCAAUAUUUUAUAUUCUACUGUGCUUCAUUAGAAUGUUCUAUAGGGGCAGUACACUGGGUUCUGUCGUUAUAUGUCCAGUUUGAUUUUGUGCUCCAAUGGCUGAAACUAGCUCAGUUCCUUGUAAUGUGCCAUUUUUACUGGACCCUUGCUACCAGGGCAUUAAGACGAGAAAUCUGGACAAAAAAAUUCCUGUUACCUUUCCUAGUGAUAGCAUGUCUAUAUUUUACAACUGUAGCUAUUCUUGGUAUUGUCAAUGUACAGGAUACAUUAACAGAAUGCUUUCAGCCGUAUUGGAUUAUGAUGUCAUCGGCUGAGUUUAUUAUUGUACAGUUAUUCUGUGUAGCAGGAUUUUAUAUAACACGUAGACUGAAUGAAAUCAGCACUCUAGACUCGGUGAGAAGAGCACAGAAAAGAGAUCUUUGGUGUAUAGUUGUGGUUUUUGAGUUAUCAGCUUUAAUUGGUGUACUGUACGACAUGACUCUCAGGAUAGUUGGUGAGCAAAAGUCUGGCUGCAGUGCAAUAUUUGAACAUAUGCAAGAAAUUUUCUCUGUUAUUUAUUUUGCAUUUAUGGUGUGUAAACUGCUGUUACCAAUCUGGGUGAUGCUUUUUGUAUUUCAACCUACACCUCAAGUUCAGGUGGAAAAUGAUGACCUCAUUCCUGCUUUAACUGAUGACGGAAAUUCAGCGUUCAGCACAAACACUGAUGAACAGUAUAGACAGCUUUAUCAUCCAGGCGAAAAUUAUAACUCGUUGGCAUAUGACACACCAUCAGCGUAUUCUCCCUCCGGUUACAGCCAGAACGGUAUUAACAGCCCUCGAGGCAGCCUCAAUACCAUGGUGAAUGGUGUAGCCAAUAACAUCUAUAAAAAUAGCCCUCAGACCAAUAAUUUGGGAGCUAUUACAGAGGAAAAUGUCAAUAAUUCCCAGAAUUCUUCUGUAAAGAACAGAAGUACUCCUGUUCAACAGGGAUCUUCCCUGAGGGAGAAGCAAGACAUCAAGGAGAGUAUAAAUAGUGUGAAGGGAAAGCAAUCUGUUGAUGAAAGAAGCAAUGGUUUACCUGCGUCUGCUGAGUCACGUUCAAAAUCAGGGAUGCCGUCUGCUGUUGUAAGGCCAAGUGGAGAAAAAAACCAGUCCAAAAAUAACAAACCAGUCACAACAACAACCAGUCAGGUUCAGAAGGGGGAUCAUGCUGUUGAUAAAACUCCACCCACUCAAGUUUUAAAUAAAACAGAAAAUGGGCCAAAAUUUUCUAUUAAUAGCGAUGACUCAGGGGAUGAAUCCCCUCCAAAAGGAAAAUUUUAUAUUUAAUUUUUUUUUUAAAUUUCAUUUUAUUGAAUUUGCAUGCUUCCUUUUAUCACAUUUGUUUCUAUACAGGUUAGAUAUUUUAGAUUUUAUAGGGGCUUUCUGUGAACCUGUUGUAACUUUUACAUGUAGUAAAGAAUGAAAUAUGGCCAUAUUCCCCUGAUACUUUACUGUUGUUGUUGUUAUUAUAUGCAUUUAUAUUAAUGUAUUACAUCUAUCCAUGAAUGUUGUAUUAUCUUGUGGUGUACUGGAGAAUCUGGUGAAUAAACAUGUAUUUAAAUAUAAGAGCAUUUAAAAGGUAAAGGCAUUCAACCUUACCAUUAUUUUGUAUGGGAUAUCAUAUGUAGUGUUCUUGCUGUAAUUUUGUACAGAAAAUAAGCGCAUAUUUGAUAUUGGUUAAGAAAAAAGAACCCCUCCAAAAAAAGACAGGGGAAACACAGUUUAAAAUUAUCAGUGAUUAUUAUUUGUUACACAAAGAUUUAAUAAGUAUUUUUGCCUUUUUUAAUUGAAAGUGCAGUAUAUAAUACUUGACAAGUGUGUUUAUGGUACUGGAACGAUGAUUGAAUGGUCCAAGACGUUAUACCUUGAUUCAACAAAUUAUGACCAUUAUGAAAUAAAAGGACAUAGUGUACUGCGCAUGUCCAUGUUUUAUUUUGAGAUAAGCAUUAUCUUUCUGAAUAGCUGUACAAUGCAAGUCUAUAAGCACAUAUCAAUUAUAAGUUAAUAAGAAAAUAUUGCUUGGCUCGAGUAUCGGUGAAUAUCAAAAAAGACCAUAAAUGUUUCACAAAAAUUAUUGUAUUACUAAGCAUAUGACUUACUUUUCCAGAUUCUGCAGCAUCAACUUUACCAGUUAGGGAGUUUUUGCAUAUUGAUAUUGUUGCUUUCAUUUGAGAGUAUUGUUAUUGUCUGUUAACAUGUUAUGUUACCAAAUAUGAUAGUCAAGUAUUGAUGAUAGAAUUUGUUUUGUAUAAGGUUGUACCUCAAAAUAGGAGCUUUUAGUGUAUCUUGUGUAAUAUUUGUGUAACAGAAAAUUUUAUCAGUGUAUAUCAAUUUGAUGUAAAUAUUUAUGUUGUUUUUUUAUGUUUAUGUUGUUUUUUAGCUCGACUAUUCGAUAAGAAUAAGUAGAGCUAUUGCAGUCACCCGAGCGUCGGCGUCGGCGUAACCACUUAUGUUAAAGUUUUUGUAAUAGUUCAAAUAUUUUCAAAGUCCAUUGACAUAUGGCUUUGAAACUUUGCACACUUGUUCACCAUCAUGACCCCAACCUGUAGACAGGAGGAGGUAACUUUAUCAAGCAUUUUGACAGAAUUAUGCCCCUUUUUCGACUUAGAAUUUACGUUAAAGUUUUUGUAAUAGUUCAAAUAUUUUCAAAGUCCAUUGACAUAUGGCUUUGAAACUUUGCACACUUGUUCACCAUCAUGACCCCAACCUGUAGACAGGAGGAGGUAACUCUAUCAAGCAUUUUGACAGAAUUAUGCCCCUUUUUCAACUUGGAAUUUACGUUAAAGUUUUUGUAAUAGUUCAAAUAUUUUCAAAGUCCAUAGACAUAUGGCUUUAAAACUUUGCACACUUGUUCACCAUCAUGACCCCAACCUGUAGACAGGAGGAGGUAACUGUAUCAAGCAUUUUGACAGAAUUAUGCCCCUUUUUCGACUUAGAAUUUACGUUAAAGUUUUUGUAAUAGUUCAAAUAUUUUCAAAGUCCAUAGACAUAUGGCUUUGAAACUUUGCACACUUGUUCACCAUCAUGACCCCAACCUGUAGAUAGGAGGAGGUAACUGUAUCAAGCAUUUUGACAGAAUUAUGCCCCUUUUUCGACUUAGAAUUUUCGUUAAAGUUUUUGUAAUAGUUCAAAUAUUUUCAGAGUCCAUUGACAUAUGGCUUUGAAACUUUUCACACUUGUUCACCAUCAUGACCCCAACCUGUAAACAGGAGGAGGUAACUGUAUCAAGCAUUUUUUUUACUAUCAAGCACUAAGAAUAGUCGAGCGUUGCUGUCCUACCGACAGCUCUUGUUUAUAAUGUUCAUAAAUUUGUAAAUUUUACUUAGUCAGUAUCUGUAUAUAAUAAAUCCAGUGGUUGCAAUUUUUUUUUUUUUAAUUUAGUUUGAUUUUACAAGUGUAUAUAUAGAUCUUAAUACCUGUACUGGUUUUUUUGUUGAUGUAAAUAAAAUCUGAUAUAAAUUUUUAUAAUUUGAAUAUUUUUCAGCGUGUCUGUGUUUAGAUAUACAUGUAAAUGAUUUGAUUUUAUAAAAUGAUAAAGUUUAUGCUUGUAUGCUUGGCAUGCAUAUUUUAUAAUUACUUACUAGUAUUUUUUAUAGUGAGGUACAUAUAUAUGAAUUCUUUUAUUAUGGAAACUUACAUUGUAAAGUGAUGUAUAUUUUUAUGUAUUUUUAGAUUUUAGGUAAUAUACCAAGACUGUACACACAGCUUUUAGAUGAUAAAUUGUGAUGAUUUUUUUUUUAAUCUUAAAAAAUCAAUAAUAUGUGAUACAGUUUAACUUACCAGUUUGAACAUUUGACUUAUUCUUGUUUAAUGAUAUCUUUAUUCAAUUAUUUUUAAAGGGACUCCACUGAGGUUUACUGGAAAUAAUUUUUCGAGAUAGAUAUUCCAUUUGAUGUAGAUCUAGACAAUAACUUGUGUGCACAAUUUGAGAUCAUUUGCUUUCUAUGAUAUUUCCAGAAUAAUUAUUUUAAUUGGGAAAAAUGACCAAAAACCAAAAAGCUUUGCAAAAUUUUUCACUCAAAUCGAAAUCGGGCUAUAAAUAGCACAAAACAAUUUAUUUCUCAUUAUAUUUCGUAAUAAUAGUUUGCAUAUCUUUCAGUUUUAAGUGCCCCAGCUAAUCUAAGAAAGAUUCAGAAAUUUCGUGAUAAAGGCUUUUGGGCCUCAGUGAAGUCCCUUUAAUCUGCUAAAUUUAUGUAAUGAACUGGUCCAGCUUGAGUUUGGAACUGUCCAUUAUAAGUUAGAGGGAUUUCAGUAUCAACAAUAAUUAAGCAGCAAUUAGUUUAGAGCCAGGUUAGGCAAAAUGGACUGUGCUGGCUCGCCUGAAUUUUCCCUUGGCCUACUGACUUUAUACAAUGGAUUUGCCCAACCUAUAAAAAAAAUAAUUUUAAGGGAUUUCAAUAUUUAUGUACUAUCAAUGCCAAAAUAGUUUGAGUUACCUUUCCUUAGACAACUUCCACUAUAUUUGUUUUCUAUAUGUAUUUAUGAAAUAGCAAUAUUCUGUUUUAUUGGGUUUUAUUUUUUCAUUCUUAGAAAAACAGCACACAUUUUUGGAGGAAUUUAUCUACCCAUAGAUGUUUAUAAUAAUACAUAUUCACAGACAAAAACAAACAAACAAACAAAACAAAACAAGUUCACUUUACUUUCUUGGAACUAAAUAUAGAUUCAAAAUUUAAGACA